AGCAGCACCGUGGAGGCGAGGGCCCCUGGGCUGCCGCCGGCCAGUCGCCAACCCCGCUCCCGCAACCUCGCCCUACUCCUCUGUUCCCGGGGGACUGUGGAACAUCCAAGUGUUAGUAAGACAAAGGAAGCAAGUGGGAGGAGAAGCAGCCGCACAGUGCGGGGCAGACGAGCGAGGACACGAAGACAGCGUUUGGCUACCUAAUUCCAGCUCACAGCCAAUUCCUUCCAGCGAUUCGCCGACCCCGUCUCAAGGCCGCCGGACACACAGCGGCCUGACUCCAAUUACCAUGGCAACCGCGCCUCUCCACCACCGGAAAUGAGACGCAGAGCACCUCUUGAAAAUGGUCCGGCUAGAAAUGUUAGAGAUUUCUUGUUUGUUUUUAUCCGGAGAGAACGGAGAUGGCUGUGUCUGACCCUCUGUUGGGGAGUUCCAAGGGCAAGAGUAGUCGCAGGAGGUUCUGUGUUUCUCUCUGGAGGGACUGCCUGCAGUCAUGGACCUAACCUCUCCACCCGGCCUGCGUUCUCGCGGGGAGGACGUUUCCAGGGGGACCGCGUUAGGUGUGACACGCCUCCUGCCUGCCUGCCCGCGCUUUUCGCCUUUGCUCGGGGACGUUCUCGGCUGGUUCCGGUCAGUGGUGUGCUGCGUCCUUGGCUCCCGCAAUGCCGUAGUGUUAAAAGAUCACUGAAGUUGGAAGCACAUUCAUCUAAUCCUUCAAGGAUCGCAAGGACAGCGAGUUACUCGCCAACAACUGGCACUUGUCAGAUGAGCCCAUUUCCUUCUCCCGCAAGUGCUAAGGAAGAGCCCAGAAAUGAGCCAUCGAAUGGAAAGAGAAGAAAGUUCAAUCACCUCAAUUUGAUGGAAAGAAAGGAAUCUACACCAAAAGACAAUGAUGAAUUCAUGACGAUACUAUCUAAAGUUGAGAAGUCUUCAGACAGAGUCAUGGAGAUAAUGCAGAACUUAAACAGUAUUCAGGCUUUAAAAGGCAGCAGAGAGCUUGAAAAUCUCAUUGGUGUCUCCUUUACAUGCUGUUCCUUAAAAAGAGAAAUGGAAAAAACCAAAGAACUAAUGAUAAAAGUAAUGAAACAAAAACUCUUUGAAAAGAAGAACACAGGACUUCCUCACAAAGAAUUACAGCAUCUGGACAGCUAUGAAUUUCUUAAAGCUGCUUUAAACUGAGGCUCUAAGAAGAAAUGCCCUUACUAUCAGCCCCAAUUUUUGCAUCUGCCUGAUCAUAUUUAAAGGAACAGAAGAAAUGUUUGUAAUUAAUCUGCCCAGUAAAUACCAGAUCACAGCAUGAGGCAGGUGCAAGUCUAGAUAAAAUUUCUUGCAGCUAAUUUAAGCUUUCUACACACACCAGUAGGUAAUCUCAAUGUAAAUGAUUUAUUUCUUUGUGAGCCUUUAAUGUAAGCCACUAUGUAGAGAAGGAUCUUGGCAUAACUUUGUAUCAUACAUGUUUCUGUAUACUUCUGAUAUUUUUAUAGAUUGAAUAAAGCACAUGUGAAAAUGAAUAUUUUCUCAAAA
Messenger RNA from Ochotona princeps (American pika), 1524 nucleotides. It is a transcript of the gene ITGB3BP, whose product is annotated as integrin subunit beta 3 binding protein. Lineage: Eukaryota; Metazoa; Chordata; Mammalia; Lagomorpha; Ochotonidae. Gene Ontology annotation, biological process: CENP-A containing chromatin assembly; regulation of DNA-templated transcription. The record is from RefSeq and is a predicted model, not a curated record. The transcript has 9 exons. The coding region runs from base 319 to 1179 and encodes 286 amino acids. Gene Ontology annotation, cellular component: nucleoplasm.